GGGGCGGGGCGCUGCAGCCCGCGGAGCCUCCCGCCCGCGCGGGCUGGGGUCGCUCCGGGUCGGACUCCCCUCCUCGCCCGACGCGGCCAUGGAGGACGAGCGGAAGGACGGAGCCUACGGAACACCACAGAAGUAUGACCCUACCUUCAAAGGACCCAUUUACCACAGGGGCUGCACAGACAUCAUUUGCUGUGUGUUCCUCCUCCUGGCCAUUGUGGGCUAUGUGGCCGUAGGCAUCAUAGCCUGGACCCAUGGGGACCCUCGAAAGGUGAUCUACCCCACCGAUAGCCGAGGCGAGUUCUGCGGGCAGAAGGGCACAAAAAAUGCGAACAAACCCUACCUGUUUUAUUUCAACAUUGUGAAGUGUGCCAGCCCCCUGGUCCUACUGGAAUUCCAGUGCCCCACCCCCCAGAUCUGCGUGGAGAAAUGUCCCGACCGUUACCUCACCUACCUGAACGCUCACAGAUCCCAGGACUUUGAAUACUACAAGCAGUUCUGCGUGCCUGGCUUCCAGGGCAACAAGGGUGUGGCUGAAGUGCUUCGGGAUGGCGACUGCCCUGCUGUCCUCAUCCCCAGCAAGCCCUUGGCCCGGCGAUGCUUCCCAGCCAUCCACGCCCACAAGGGGGUCCUCAUGGUGGGCAAUGAGACAACCUAUGAGGACGGGCACGGCUCUCGAAAAAACAUCACAGAGCUGGUGGAGGGCGCCAAAAAGGCCAAUGGGGUCCUGGAGGCGCGGCAGCUGGCCAUGCGGAUAUUUGAAGAUUACACAGUUUCCUGGUACUGGAUCGUCAUAGGCCUGGUCAUCGCCAUGGUGAUGAGCCUCCUGUUCAUUGUCCUCCUCCGCUUCCUGGCUGGCAUUAUGGUCUGGGUGAUGAUCAUCAUGGUGAUUCUGGUGCUGGGCUACGGAAUAUUUCACUGCUACAUGGAGUACACGCGACUGCGUGGCGAGGCCGGCUCCGACAUCUCCCUGGUGGACCUCGGCUUCCAGACAGACCUCCGCGUGUACCUGCACUUGCGGCAGACCUGGAUGGCCUUCAUGAUCAUUCUGAGCAUCCUUGAGGCUGUUAUCAUCUUACUGCUCAUCUUUCUGCGGAAGAGAAUUCUCAUCGCCAUCGCACUCAUCAAAGAAGCCAGCAGGGCGGUGGGAUACGUGAUGUGCUCUCUGCUCUACCCACUGGUCACCUUCCUCCUGCUGUGUCUUUGCAUCGCCUACUGGGCCAGCACUGCUGUCUUCCUGUCCACUUCCAACGAAGCUGUCUAUAAGAUCUUUGAUGACGGCACCUGCCAAGUUGCCGGGAAAACCUGCAACCCUGAGACCUUCGCCUCCUCCAAUGAAUCUCGCCUGUGCCCCGGUGCCCACUGCCAGUUCGCCUUCUAUGGUGGUGAAUCCGGCUACCACCGGGCCCUGCUGGGCCUGCAGAUUUUCAAUGCCUUCAUGUUCUUCUGGCUGGCCAACUUCGUGCUGGCCCUGGGCCAGGUCACGCUGGCUGGGGCCUUCGCCUCCUACUACUGGGCCCUGCACAAGCCAGACGACCUGCCUGCCUUCCCACUCUUCUCUGCCUUCGGCCGGGCGCUCAGGUACCACACAGGCUCCCUGGCCUUUGGCGCCCUCAUUCUGGCCAUUGUGCAGAUCAUCCGAGUGAUGCUCGAAUAUUUGGAUCAGCGCCUCAAAGCUGCAGAGAACAGGUUUGCCAAGUUCCUCAUGACCUGUCUGAAAUGCUGCUUCUGGUGCCUGGAGAAGUUCAUCAGAUUCCUCAACAGGAAUGCCUACAUCAUGAUUGCCAUCUACGGCACCAACUUCUGCACCUCGGCCAGGAAUGCCUUCUUCCUGCUCAUGAGAAACAUCAUCAGAGUGGCUGUCUUAGACAAGGUUACCGACUUCCUUUUCCUGUUGGGCAAACUUCUGAUCGUGGGUAGUGUGGGGAUCCUGGCAUUCUUUUUCUUCACCCACCGUAUCAGGAUUGUGCAGGACACAGCACCGCCCCUCAACUAUUACUGGGUCCCCAUACUGACGGUGAUCAUCGGCUCCUACCUGAUUGCCCAUGGCUUCUUCAGUGUCUACGGCAUGUGUGUGGACACGUUGUUCCUCUGCUUCUUGGAGGACCUGGAGAGGAAUGAUGGCUCAGCCGAGAGGCCUUACUUCAUGUCUCCCAACCUCAAGAGGCUCUUGAACAAGACCAACAAGAAGCUGGCGGAGUCCUAAAGGCCCCGCUCCCCAACGCCCCGCACACCUCUCCAGAAAUCUCACACCGGGUGCUCGGCAGCUGGGCCAGAACCCUUGGCCCGCUGGGCUCACGUGAGGUCCUGUCACUGCCGCC
Molecule: messenger RNA, 2318 nt
Organism: Puma concolor (puma)
Lineage: Eukaryota; Metazoa; Chordata; Mammalia; Carnivora; Felidae
Source: RefSeq, a predicted model, not a curated record